AUGCCGUUCUUCAAGAACCUGGGAAUCGAGCUUGAGGAGAGGUCCGCGGUGGUUGAUAUGGCCGUUGACCCUGUCCGUAAGAUGUUUAGCAGUCGGACACAGCAGCAACGGCCAUUCAAGGGUGAUAGUCUCGUUGCGCGUCAGCAGACAGAGACGAGUGGUAUGCGGCUCGGUCGGAAUGGAUUUGAGAGGACUUCGAGGUAG
Molecule: messenger RNA, 204 nt
Organism: Penicillium canariense
Lineage: Eukaryota; Fungi; Ascomycota; Eurotiomycetes; Eurotiales; Aspergillaceae
Exons: 1
Coding region: 1-204 (67 amino acids)
Source: RefSeq, a predicted model, not a curated record